AUGAAGAAAAAGGUGUUGCUGAUGGGUAAAAGUGGUUCAGGAAAGACCAGUAUGAGAUCCAUUAUAUUUGCAAAUUACAUUGCUAGAGACACCAGGAGGCUAGGAGCAACAAUUGAUGUAGAACACUCACAUGUAAGAUUCCUCGGGAACUUAGUCCUCAAUCUAUGGGAUUGCGGAGGCCAGGAGGCCUUCAUGGAGAACUACUUUGCAUCACAAAGAGACAAUAUUUUCCGGAAUGUUGAAGUACUUAUAUAUGUGUUUGAUGUUGAGAGCAGGGAAAUGGAAAAGGAUAUGCAUUAUUAUCAGUCAUGUCUCGAAGCUAUUUUACAGAACUCACCGGAAGCUAGGAUAUUUUGUUUGGUACAUAAAAUGGACCUGGUGGCUGAGGAGAGGAGAGAGGAAAUCUUCAAGGAACGGGAAGAAGAUCUGAAAGGUCUUUCAAAACCUCUGGAGUGCACUUGCUUUAGAACAAGUAUAUGGGAUGAAACACUUUACAAAGCAUGGUCAAGUAUAGUCUACAAAUUGAUACCCAAUGUCAAAGCCCUGGAAUCAUCACUCAAACAGUUUGCAGCUAUCGUGGAUGCUGAUGAGGUCUUGUUAUUUGAGCGAGCUACAUUCUUAGUAGUGUCACAUUGCCAGCGAAGGCCGCACCGGGACGCCCACCGUUUUGAGAAAGUCUCCAACAUUGUUAAGCAGUUUAAAUUGUCCUGUUCUAAGCUGGCUGCACAGUUCCAGAGCAUGGAGGUUGUAUAUAUGUUUAAAACUUUCUUAUACAGGGUGACUGGUGAAUUACUAUCAAUAUUUAAGGAGAAUACUCGUGAUAAAAUGGCACAAGAAAAACCAACAUUCGACUACCACGUGGAAAGUCACAGCGAAAAGUUAGCUAGAAAAUCAAAGGAAUCCCCUUUCAUGGUCAUUGGGUUAGCCAGUCUAGUAGGGGCGGUCGGUUAUGGCAUAUAUUCCUUCAAGAACCGCGGUCCUAUGAGCACCAGCGUUUUUCUGAUGCAGUUCCGAGUCAUAGCUCAAGGAGCGACCGUGGGCGCUCUCACAGCCGGCAUAACUUACUCAAUGUACAGCAAUUAUUUCAAUAAAAGCAAAGCUGUUUUAAACACGGAGCAUUAG
This is a messenger RNA of Danaus chrysippus (African queen), 1122 nucleotides long. The record is from the annotation of a GenBank genome assembly. NCBI's taxonomy places the organism in Eukaryota, Metazoa, Arthropoda, Insecta, Lepidoptera, Nymphalidae.